AUAGUAAAGUACUGAAGUAGUAUGCAAUUGGUUGUUGCAUUUGUUACAAAAAGAUUUUUUUAAGUAAAUCUCGUUCUAAGGUUGGCUGUCCUCCAACUGUCAUUUACGUUUACGUCAUGUGUCAGUUUGACAAAAAAUAUUAAAAAUGUCCCGUGUUUGUUUUUAUUAGUUUCAAAUCGUCGUAUUUCAUUAUCUUACCUUUUAUCGAUGCGGUUGCCGGUGUAAAAUCAUAGAUUUUACUACAGACACCAGGUAAAAAUCGGUUUUUGUUUCAAUCCGCCCGGUCCCAGUUUUUUGUUGUAUCGAUUUUUCUAUGACUCAUUUUGUGUAGUAAUCACUUAAAAACAAAUAAGAGAAAUGGAGGCUGUGCCUAGAUUGCCUAUGAUAAGUUUCGAGCUUAAAACAAGCCCGGAAAAUGCUCAAUUCGGCCCCCAACUCAAACAGUACAUUGCAACCUUCUAUAACGAGGAUCCCGAAUCGUACAGCAGCGAAAUAAGCAAUUUGGAAUCGUUACGAGCGGCUGCAAUUCGCCCCACAAUUGAUGUAGCUGGCUGUCAGUUACUGAAGAAGUACUAUUGCCAGUUGCAUUUCCUCAAAUCUAGGUUCCCGAUGUCCGAGGGACAAGCAGCCGCUGUGUAUUUCACGUGGAAGGAUAAUUACACCGGCAUGCUUUGUAACAUCCCGGAUAUUCGAUUCGAAUUGAUGUGUAUUUUGUACAACAUCGGGGCUUUGCACACACAAUUGGGGGCUCUAGAUUGCCGGUCUUCAGCCGACGGCCUCAAAAUGGCUUGUACGCAUUUCCAAUGCGCCGCUUGGGCCUUUCAGACUGUUAAAGAAACCUACCACCAAAUGGUACCAUACAUGUCGUCGGUGGAAGCCGUUCAUUUCAUGCAACAAGUCUGUUUCGCCCAAGCGCAGGAGUGCAUCCUCGAGAAAAGCAUGAUGGAUAACCGCAAAGCAACAAUCACCGCUAAAGUUGCAGUCCAGGUUGUGGAUCACUACAAAAGAGCCUUAUCUUUGUUAUCUUUCGGAGAGGAUAGUUUUUCGAAUAUAGUGGGCACUAAAACGACAAAAGAAUGGAACAAAUAUCUCUCAUUCAAAAUUUCAUAUCACAAAUGCAUUGCUCUGUUAUUCCAAGGCCAACAAGCCGAAGAACAGCAAAAAAUGGGCGAAAGAGUGGCAUUUUAUCAAGCGGCUUGUGAGCAAUUGGAGGAAGCGCGUAAAUUAUCCACAGGUUUGAAACAACAAAAGGAUUUGAACGAAGCUAUAGCUUUCACAUCGGACGUGGUCGAGGGUAAACGCAAAGCAGCGAAAAACGAAAACGAGUUUAUUUAUCACGAGGAGGUCCCUGAUAAGCAUGCCCUUCAAGAAGUCAAAGGUGCAUCGCUGGUCAAAGGCAUUGCGUUCAAUGUGAACGAUGUUGAGGUCUCUGGACCUGAUAUUUUCGCCAGACUUGUCCCAAUGGAGGCUCAUGAAGCUUCCUCGUUGUACAGCGAGAAAAAAGCACAGAAGUUGAGACAACUGGGUGAACUGGUCGAGUCAAAAGACCAGGCGCUAGCCGAGUUCAUGUCCUCGUUACAGUUGGACGUUUUCACCCAAAUGAGACAAGCGACCGGUUUGUGUCAAGAUUUAGUCGAUCGAGCUGCUGCUCUAUCAGCCAAGCCUUCGGCGACCCAAGAUCUAGUCGCCGCGAUGGGGAGACUAUCAAAUAGUUAUCACGAGGUCGAGUCAAUGCUUAACGAAAUCCAGGACUUGCUCAAAGAAGAGGAGCAAAGCGAGAAGGAGUAUCAAGAAUUGAUGGGUAAAAGACCGCCCAGUAUCAUCGCCACCGAUUUGGCCCGAGAAGCGGCGAAGUAUCGCGAAGCUCACAACAAAGCCAACGAUUCGAAUCAGAAUUUGCACAAGGCGAUGAUGACGCAUGUGGCGAAUUUGAAAAUUUUAGCACAACCGUUGGGGGAUUUACAGAAACAGAUUCCUUCAGUUGAAUUACCUAACCCGAAUAUUGACGAGAACUGCGUCAGGGAAAUUGAGAGUUUGAUCAGUAAAGUCGAAGAGAUGCGUAAUCAGAGGGCGAUGCUCUGGUCGCAGUUUCGCGAAGCUGUACACAAGGACGAUAUCACGAGUGUUUUAGUGACACGGAAGGAUCAGCCUCUGGAUCAGGUGUUUCAGCAGGAAUUGGAGAAACAUCACGAACUGACGAAUCUGAUAGAACAGAACGUGGCAGCUCAGGAAAACAUUCUCAAAGCCUUCGUGGAUGCGUACGCUCGGUCGAUGUCGACUCGUCGCUACUUGCAGGACGUGAUCAACAAAAGAACAUCAACAGUCAGCGCACUCAUCACCUCCUACGAUACGUACGAAGAUCUCGUAGCAAAGGCCAACAAAGGCAUCGAUUUUUACAACAAAUUAGAAACCAACGUUUCGAAAUUAUUGCAACGUAUUAAAAGCGCAUGUAAAGUACAACAGGAAGAACGCGAGCAAAUGCUGUUGAAAAACUCGGUCCCGGUACCAGCGACCAAAGAAGAACCGGUUAUAAAUUCGGCGCCAAAAUUGAAAGAUUUUAUCGAUACUAGGAAAAAAACGCGAGGUUUUAACGACGUCAGUCCCCAGUAUUACCCUCAAGGCGUACCUGAUGCCCAGACGUGGCCCCCGGCGGUUAGACCGGCGCCUUUAGGCUCCGAAAUCAACGAACCGGUUGUAACCAAACCGCAAGAGCAGGUUUAUGCCGGUUUAGAUCAAAAUUUGGCCGACAGAAUGGCCAGUUUGAGGAUGGGCUAUUAUGGACAAAAUACCCAAGUGAACAAACAAGCCUAUACUACUACCACUGAUACGUACCAACCGAUUUCGAGCAGUACCCAGAAUAAUCAAGUGACCGCUGAUAAUAUUGGUGGACAAUAUCAGGGGUACCAAAUGUCGUAUAGUACGCCUUCGACGACGAGUUUAGGCAAUUAUGGACAGGUUGGCCAACCUGGCGAGAGUUACCCGCAGGUUAGCCAACCUUACCAAAACUACGCCCAACCUGACAGUUACUCGAGUUAUAAUCAAGCUAGCCAACUUUACAAUCAAACGCCGAGUUUACCUAAUCAAGCUGGCCAACUUUACAAUCAAACACCGAGUUUACCAAAUCAGGCUAGCCAACUUUAUAACCAACCUACGACUAGCCAACAUGAUGCGUACACAACGUAUAGCCAGACUGGCCAACCCUACGGCCAAAUGUCAGUGGCUCAAGUGAGCCAACCGUACAAUCAAACAAGUCAGGUUGUCCAACCUGACGUAUACACCAACCAAUAUAACCAGGUUAGCCAACCUAACGUUUAUUAUCCCGCCGGUUAUGGCCCCGCUCAAGUGCAACCAACCGAACAGACCUACUCCUACCCUAACACUUUCGGUAGUAACGAAUAUGCAACUUCGGUCCACCCUAAUAUUUCAAAUGUGAGUUACAAUUCGACUUAUUCCUCACCUGGGGUCGAUUUAAAAAGUUCCGAUUCGAAUUCGAAAAAUUACGUAAUAAGUAACGGCCAAGGUUACACAAGUUACGAUCAGUACCAAUACUACUACAAUUAUGGCCAAAAUCAGACUUAUCCCACCUAUGGAAGUGGCUACAAUUACGCAACACCGUCACCACAAACCUCCGACACUUCCAUAACCGCAACAACGAAGGAAUCAAACAUCGACUUACUCACCGGCUUGGAUUUUACGGUAAAUCAAGCACCACUUAUUCCCCAACAAAAACCAUCGGAUCCUGAAAUAAAACCGCCCCAAAAAACGGAAACUCCGGUAAAACAACCAACAAAAGUUGUGAAAAACGAGGAAGAACCGCCGAAAAUCGAACGAGUUGUUAAUCGCAAGCCUCUCAAUAAUUCCGAAGUGAAAAAACUAUUCGGCUCGGAAAUUGAUAAGUUUGAGAAAUUCGUCGAUGUUUUGACGAACAAAACCUUGAGCGGACCGACGAAUUUGGACUUGAAAUGGAAGGAAAUACAGGACAAGCAAGACGUGGAGAAAAAAGCGAUUUCGGUAGCGAGGUGUUAUCCCAUGAAAAAUCGAUUUCCGGAUAUUUUGCCCUACGAUUACUCGAGAGUUGAGUUGAAGGCGGCGAAAGACGAUUAUAUUAAUGCUUCGUAUGUAAAGGACGUCUCCUACUACUCGGCCCCUUUCAUCGUAACGCAAGCGCCUCUGGCCGCCACCGCGUCCGACUUCUGGACAAUGAUCAAAGAGCAAAACGUGGAAUUGAUCGUCUGCCUGCUCAACGACGCCGAAAUCGGUGCUGACAUUUACUGGCCUUUGGAGAAAGGGCGCGAUUUGUCCCUUCCCGGAAUGUCCAUUUCCCUAAUCAGCGCCACCCCCAAACCCCACUGGACCGAGCGUCUCAUCGCGAUAAACGUCCCCGAAAAGCGGGAUUCCCGCGUUCUGAUGCACCUCCAGUUCACUUCGUGGCCUGGGAGCUUGUUCCCGACAAAUCCCGAUCAUUUCGUCGCUUUCGUAACAGAAGUGAUAAAUUUGUUUAUGCAGCAAAGGAAUACAAAUCAUCCCGUCGUUGUCCAUUGCUUGUCAGGGAUCGGUCGCAGUGGGCUGGUUUGUUUAUUGGUGACUGCGAUUCUGGAAGUGACGAGUAAUCCGACGGCGGUUCCCGAUUUGGUGUCUUUGGCGGUGAAGUUGGGAGCGUGGAGGAGGAAUAUUUUGAGGGAUAGGGAGCACUUGAAGUUUGCGUUUGAGGCGUUUUUGAGUUAUAUGAAACAGGUGGUGGCGCAAGGGAAGAUUUUGAAUGAUGUCGGGAGUAAGAAGAAGGAGGAGAUAGUCAGUGAGAUUAAACAAGAGGAUGAUCCGUUGAGCAGUUUGGAUCCGUUCUGGGCAAACAAGAAGAAAGAGUGACUUUUUUACUAUCCCAUGUAUUAUUUUUCCGAUUUUAAUAAUUACUAUUAUGAUUAUAUAUAAUUAAUUAGUGAUAUUAGCGUAAUUAAUCUAUUUUUUAUCUAUUUUUAUGUGGAGGAUCAGGAGGAAGUCUUUUUAGGAGGAGAUUUGAUGUUAUUAUAAAAUGUACUGAUUAAUUCUUAAAUAAAGUUAAGAGAGUAACA
This is a messenger RNA of Tribolium castaneum (red flour beetle), 5069 nucleotides long. RefSeq names its product myopic (gene mop). The transcript is spliced from 8 exons. Gene Ontology annotation, molecular function: protein tyrosine phosphatase activity; protein binding. NCBI's taxonomy places the organism in Eukaryota, Metazoa, Arthropoda, Insecta, Coleoptera, Tenebrionidae. Gene Ontology annotation, biological process: protein transport to vacuole involved in ubiquitin-dependent protein catabolic process via the multivesicular body sorting pathway; endocytic recycling; early endosome to late endosome transport. Bases 358 to 4866 code for a protein of 1502 amino acids. Gene Ontology annotation, cellular component: endosome. The record is from RefSeq and is a predicted model, not a curated record.